AUGGAUCUAAAUGGGAGCACCAGUUCAAAGGUUCACACUACUCCUUACUCCCUGCAUCUAGGCUCUAGCAAUAUGUACAAUGACUUAAAAGCAUUGUACUGGUGGCCAGGAAUGAAGCGCGACAUAGCAGAGUAUGUGAUGUGGUGUCUCGCUUAUCAGCAGGUUAAAGCAAAGCACCAGAUGCCAGCAUGUUUGCUCCAACCCAUCAGUAUCCCAGAAUGGAAAUGGGAAGACAACCAUGGGCUUUGUGGAUCAUGGAGUCGAUAUUUACCUCUAAUAGAAUUCUCUUAUAAAAAUAGCUACCAGUUUACUAUUGGGAUGGCCCCGUAUGAGAUGCUACAUGGACGCAAAUGCAGGACACCCCUACAUUGGGAUGAGGUGGGGGAGAAACAUAUUCUAGGUAAAGAAGAAGUGAGAGAGGCCACUGAAGCAGUCAUUAAGAUUAGGCAGGGGAUGAUGACUACUCAGAGUAUACAGAAAAGCUAUGCAAAUCUUAAGAGAAGAAAGUUGGAAUUCUUAGUAAGUGAUCAGGUGCUUCUGAGGGUCUCACCCAUGAAAGGGGUCAUGCAUUUUGGGAAGAAUGGAAAGUUAAGCCCAUGGUAUAUGAGUCCAUUUAAGAUUUUGGAGAAAGUUGAGCAAGUUGACUAUCACUUAGCUUUACCACCAGCACUCGUUGAGACACAUAAUGUGUAA
Humulus lupulus (European hop) is the source of this 693-nucleotide messenger RNA. RefSeq lists its product as uncharacterized. The record is from RefSeq and is a predicted model, not a curated record. Gene Ontology annotation, molecular function: nucleic acid binding. Lineage: Eukaryota; Viridiplantae; Streptophyta; Magnoliopsida; Rosales; Cannabaceae. The transcript has 2 exons. Bases 1 to 693 code for a protein of 230 amino acids.